This is a messenger RNA of Gadus macrocephalus (Pacific cod), 4844 nucleotides long. It is a transcript of the gene spag5, whose product is annotated as sperm associated antigen 5. Gene Ontology annotation, biological process: cell division; regulation of attachment of spindle microtubules to kinetochore. Bases 131 to 4741 code for a protein of 1536 amino acids. Lineage: Eukaryota; Metazoa; Chordata; Actinopteri; Gadiformes; Gadidae. The record is from RefSeq and is a predicted model, not a curated record. The transcript has 24 exons.
UAUAGCUUGGUGGACCAAUAGCGACGCUUCCACGUCUUUUCGAAUUGAAAUCCAGAGCGGUUGUAGUUGACGGGAGUACUACGAAAGAGCCAGAUUCGCUCAACCAUCAAAAGAUUCAACCCUCGUUAGAAUGUCAGAAUCAAGCGGGGUGGAGUUGAAACCCCUCAGACCGGGGGUGCGUGCUCCUUUAAGAAGUCUGGAGAAUGACCUUCAACAAAUGCAAUCAACUCCAUCGUCUAAACCCCAUUCCAGAUUACCAGCCAUUGGUGAUGUUUCGGAUACCACGGUGGAUGUCCCAAACCAACCAGGCAAUAAAAAAAGCAACAGGUCCUUCAAUCUUGUAGAUGGGUGUUCGAUACUUAAUGCCUCUACUGCCUGCAGUGGCGACAUAACCUUCAAAUCGUUCGCCUGUAUGGACGGUGAUAUGGAGAUUUUGGAUUACUCGGAUGCAUCAGAAGAUAGCAUUGUUCUACCAACACACCAGCCUUCUAAAAGUUGGAUACAAGGGGAUCUGACCAUCUCUGAAAGCAUAAUAAUCAAUGAAUCGGGGAGCAAACAUAUUGACCAUGCCUACGUUAACCCAGAGGAGGGCAAUAGUGUGGUGAUGAAACACGCUGUACUUGAGGAACAGGUCGAUUCACUGACUGAACUUUCAAACUCAAUCCCAAGCGGGGCAUCCAAAAACAUGAAUGCCCAGCAAGAACCCACUCUGGUUAAUGGGUGCAGAGAAGCUGAAUGUGAUAUCACUUAUAAGUCCUUUAUCUGUGAUGGGGGUGAAGUGGAGAUUCUGGAUGCCACCGCACAUCCGUUGAAUAUGACAAUCCCUUUACCCAAGGAAGAGCUUGAAUACCAGCAUCCCGGGGAUGAGUUCAUUAUGAGCAUUGUGGGAGAGGACUCUGGAGAUCAAGAUCACACCGAUCAUCCGUACAGUAGCAAAGAAUGUGGAUUUUCUUGCUCUAUCGAACAAAGCCCUAAACUUAGAGAUGGACCUACGGAUAUCACAUUGAGAUCUUUUGUCUGCACCGGAGGAGAGGUCGAGCUUUCAGACACCACUACAGUUGCAGAGCAGACAAUUCCAGUACCUUCGGUUCAGCUCGACAUCAGCAAUUAUUUGGGCAAAGAUGAAAGCAGAAUAAACCAAAGCGAAUUGGCAGCCAAUCAAAUCAUUGAUCCAUUUAAGGGUCAUUUAGAGCACUGCUAUUUUAAUAAUGACUUUCUCAACAUUCCAAGUCCAAGCAGUGACCUUAAAGCACCCCAGGAGCCUCUUUCCAGCAGCGCUGAAGCUCCUCAGCUGGACGAGCAUGACAGUGUAACUGAUGGUGGCAAAUCCACUGGGCCAUUUGAAUCCCUAAGAGAUACAGCCGCUGAUGUCAACUCUACAGAGGCCUUCAUCCUGUUGGAGAAGCCUUUGCCUCUGUCGGAAGAUCCUGCAGAGUUUAGCCCGACCUCCUACAACGACUUUAGAGCCGUUAGCAUUGUAGAGAGUCACGAUCCAGACUCACAACAUCAACAACCCUGUGCUUUGAAAAGGGAUGAAUCCAUUGAAGCCGCAGCUGCGAAUGAUGCUGUAAUAACUGUUGCUAACAUCCAGCAACUGCAAGAUGUUUCCCAGACUGUCUUGUCCCCCGUUGAAGUGAUUGCUGCCGGAUACUGCUCUGAAUUUCUGGCGGAAAUUUCUCUCCUGGAUAGGGAGAGUCUGGUUGAGAAGAUGCCCUACGCGGUGCCCCUCAUGGGGCCCUUAGAGAGCCCCAUAUCCCGGCCCCUCUUCAACUCCACCGCCCUACGCACCAGGUACCUCGCCACUCCCCGUGUCAGCCGGCACAGGGAGGUGCCAGAGCAAUUACCGCCGGCCAGAGGCAGCGUGGUGGCGGCGGCGGCAGGGCCCGCGUCCCAGGAGUUGAGGGGUCUCCCGGACCCCCCCCUGAUCCCCGACGGGUCCCUGCAGCAGCAGCUCCGCCAGAUGGCUGAAUACCUUCUCUUGGCUUCGGGGAAGAUGUCCACAGAGUCUGCUCCUUUUGCCCUGGCCGCCAUCGCUCCACCAGCGGUUGAGUCCCACAGCAUCUGCGUGGGAACCUCUCCUGUGAAGUGGGUCGACCGCUGCUUCAACACGUCUGGACAGUUUGUGAGGAAGAGGGAGAUCUCUGUGGCGGACGGCUGCACCGCUACUGACCCUCUUCUGUGGAAUGUGCCCCCAGGCAGUCUGGAGGGUCUGCCCAAGCAGGAGCUAGAGCAGCGGCUGAGGUCCCACAUGAUCAAUGUGGAGGUCCUGUUGCAGCAACUGGACGCGUCCAGGGGACAGAAGAGCACCCCUGCUGGCCCUCCACCAUCCCAGCUCAGGGACGUACUGGUGCAGACGGACCACACUGAACUCAACCAGACCUCAACGUACAGAGACCUCUACAUGACCGCUCUGGGUCGAAUCCAGGAGCUGGAGAUGGACCAGAGUUCUCUCCAGAGUCUGAUCCAAGCAGUGGAGAAGACCAAGAUCACCGCGGGUACGCUGAGUGCAGACACGGACACAGCCAUCUCUACCAUGAGGCAGAUGGAGCAGGCUGUCAGGGAGGACCGCUGUGGUCUCCUAGCCCAGUAUGGGCAGAUGAAGGGUCUGUGUGGGAGGUUCAUGGACAGCCAGGCCAGGCUGGCGCAGAAGGUACGAGAUGCCCUGCAGGAGAGGGAGGACAUGAGGAGACAGAUGGACGAGGCCCUCAGCCACAAGGAAGCCGCCUUCAGUGUGACGGAGCAGUUGCGGGUUCACUGUGCUCAGCAGAUAUCUGAGAUGGAACAGAGUGUGGGCUGUCACCAAGAGCUCAUGGAGGCCCUAAAGAAGACCUACCCAGAACAGGUGGCCUUAAACCACGCCUACGUGGAGACCCUCAGCAGCGCCUCCGGUCUGCUCUCGAGGACAACAAAGGAACAGGCCAGCCUGGCGGAGGAGUUGGCCAGAGUGCGAAGCCUUCUGAAGAAGACGGUUCCUAUGCUCUUGAAGCUGAAUGAGAAGGCAGUGGACGCGCUGAGCGACCGGAACCAGCACCUGUUGGACAGAGACCAGGCCCUGGAGGAGAUGCAGCAGAUUCAGGAAGCGCAGCAGCAAGCUCAUUUGGAUCUCGAAGAUGCCGACCAGCAGAUUGGAGAUCUGAAAAUCCAGGCCACCAUAAUGAACUCAGAGCUGGGUGUGCUGCGGCAGAAGCUGAGUGAGGGGGAGGAGGAGCGUGCCUUGCUGGAAAGGAAGGUGUCAGAGCUCUCUGCCACCAUCUCCUCCACCCUGGCCUCCUACACCUUUCUGGAGCAGUCCCUCAUCUCGGAGAGCGCCAUGUUACAGCAGUCCAGGAAAGACCAGCAGCAGGCCGUAGACCAGGCAGACCAGCUGGAGGCGCUGCUCGGCCCGUCGGAGCAGCGGGUUGGUGAGCUGAGCCGGGCCCUGGCCCACAGUGAGCAGCGGCUGGGGCUGCUGCAGGCCCACUGCCAGACCCAGGCCCAGCAGCUCCAGCUGCUGGAGGACACCUGCACCCAGCUCUCCUCCGCCAGGGAGAUGAACGAGUUUCUGCAGAUGGAGAACGAGGCGGUACGGGAGCAGACUGUGGAGAUCGAAGAGCUGUACCAAGCCAGCCUGCAAGGCCUCCGGGAGAGGAACAACCAGUGUGAGGACCUGAAAGGGGCCGUCAGUCGACUUCAGCUGGAGAAGGCCUCGGUCGAGGCCGAGCUAGAGGCCACGAGGUCCAGAGCCUCCCACGCGCAGCAGAGCCUGGGAGAGCAGCUGGUCCAGGGGGUCACCUCCCUCACUGUGCAGCUCCACACGCUGAAGGGCCUGACCCACAGCCUCCACGUGGCUCUGGGAGAGCAGUACUCCGAGCCCGGUGCGGAGGCAGCUUCCCGAGCCACGACCCCGGGACCAGGCAGGAGCGCCUUCAUAGACCGCAUCAUGGUGGCACUGGGCGCUGAGAAGGAGAAGCAGAAGGAGAAGCCGAAGGAGAAGGAGGAGGAGGAGGAGGAGGAGGAGGAGGAGGAACGAGACAAUCAGCCUGAGUUCGAAGGGUUGCUCAGCAAAACCAGUGCCUUCACACGCAUCACGCCCGCCGUCACGCCCAAGAAGAUCCAGAGGUUGGAGGUGGAGGAGGAGGAGACGGAGCUGGGGAGCUUCGGCUUGCCUGAGCUGCUGCUGGAGCUGUCCAGCACAGUCACUGAGCUGGCCUCCACCCUGGCCACCACACGGCAGCGUAAAGACGAUCAGCUGGAGGAGAUGCACUCCACCAUCUGUGACCUGCAGAGGGAGCAGCAAGCUGCAGCCAGCAAACACUGUGACGAGGUGGUGCAGCUGACCAAUCAGCUGAGCCGUCUCAGCGGUCAGGUGGAGAAGGGCCAACUGGCACAGCAGGACGAAACUCAGGAGUUACGUCACAUGCUGCAGCAGUCGCAGGUGGAGUCGUGGGCCCUGAGGGACGAGCUGCGGAAAGGGGGCUCCGGAUCUGACGGCACGCCACACUUCAUGGAGCAGAAGAUCCAGCUCCUCCAGGAGGUGGAGAGGCUGAAGGGGGGUCUGAUGCAGUCUGAGCAGGCCAGGACCAAGCUCCUGGAGAAGGCGAAAAGACACAAAAUGGUCUACCUAAAAAACGAGCAAAAGAUGGAGGAAGAACUAGGAAUGCUGGACAACAUGGUGGAAACGGCUCGAAAGACCUUGAAGUCCAUCCCAGAUGUGGUGCAGAACUAUGAGGAGCUCCGAAAGCUUCAGGAUUUAAUCAGUUGAUUUGUAAUAUUUAUUGUAUUUUGUUCGCUUCUGUAGCCCUUUCCUUUCUUUUUCAGACCUGUUGGUAUUGUUCUGUUUUGUAUUAAAAUUCCAAUUUUUUUAA